Zea mays is the source of this 2236-nucleotide messenger RNA. Its product is annotated as 65-kDa microtubule-associated protein 3. Gene Ontology annotation, biological process: microtubule cytoskeleton organization. Gene Ontology annotation, cellular component: spindle; cytoplasm. The transcript has 10 exons. NCBI's taxonomy places the organism in Eukaryota, Viridiplantae, Streptophyta, Magnoliopsida, Poales, Poaceae. The coding region runs from base 310 to 2076 and encodes 588 amino acids. Gene Ontology annotation, molecular function: microtubule binding. The record is from RefSeq and is a predicted model, not a curated record.
GCCCUUUCCGCGCGCGCUCUGUCCAAAUCCGCGGGCGGAAUCCCCCUCGUGCAAAUUCGCAGUCGUCUUGUGCGCCGGCCGGCCAUGAUCCACCGUCCACGCCGCCAACCUCGUCGGCCGCGGCAUUGUUAGUUCUAGUUGUUGUUGUUGUUUAGAUAGCAUUAUUCCGUCGUCGGACAGAUCUGCCGCCAUUGCCGCGCGCGCGUUACGUUACGUUGUUCUUGAGCUGAUCGAUCAGAUCGGAGUCGGAGGAGAGGAGGGAGCUAGCUGUGCUAGCAUGGGGCCAGGAGCGCGCGACGGCGGAGCCCAAUGCCCUCCCUGAAGCUGAGGCCCAUCCUGUUCCCCUUCCAGAUGGAGCCCCGGCGCGAGGAGCUGCUGCAUGAGCUGGGGGACAUGUGGGACGAGAUCGGGGAGGCGGAGGAGGACCGGCGGGGGGCGCUGUCGGCGCUGGAGGAGGAGUGCCUCAGUCUGUACCGCGCCAAGGUGGAGCAGGUCCGGCAGCACCGGGCGCAGCUCAAGCGGGAGAUCUCCGACUCCGUCGCCGAGGUCGCCGCCAUCUGCGCCACCAUCGGCGAGCCUCCCUCCACCGUGCACACGGCCUGCUCCUCGCUCCAGGGCACAGGGAGCCUGAAGGAGGAGUUGGGCAUGAUCGCGCCGGAGCUGGCGGAGAUGAGGCGGAGGAGGGACGAGAGGCGGCGCGAGUUCGCAGACGUCACCCAGCGGGUCGCCAGGAUCCAGGAGGAGUUGGACCUGCAGCUAGGUGGCGGGCAAGGCCAGUCUGAAGCUCACGCCGCCGCCGUCAUCGUCGACGUCGACGGCUCCGACCUGACGACGACCAAGCUCGACGAGCUCCGAGCCUAUCUGCAGCACCUGCAGCUGGAAAAGGAAAGUCGCACCAAGAAGGUGGCGGAGCUCGUGGCUCAGCUGCACUCGUCAUCCUUGGUUCUCGGCAUGGAUCCCACAGAGGCGAACAGUGUCGUCCAUGUUGGCGCCGACGGCGCGCAGGUGCAGCCCGGCGACAUCAGCGACGGCGCCAUCGCGGGGCUGGCUGCGGGCAUCGAGAGGCUGAGGGAGAUCAAACGGAGCCGGAUGGAGAAGCUGCAAGACCUGCUGGGCAGCAUGCUGGAGCUGUGGAACCUGAUGGACACGCCGGCGGAGGAGCAGCGGCAGUUCCAGGGCGUGGCCUGCAACAUCGCCGCGUCCGAGGACGAGAUCACGGAGCCCGGCGCCCUCUCCAUGGCCUUCAUAAGCAACGUAGAGGCGGAGGUGGUGAGGCUGGAGAACCUCAAGGAGUGCCGGAUGAAAGACCUCGUCGUGAAGAAGCACGAGGAGCUCAAGGAGAUCCGCCGCCGCGCGCGCCUGCCCGAGGACGACGACGCUACCGUCGUCAUGGUGUUCGACGCCAUGGACAGCGAUGCCGACCGGGCUGCGAUCCUGGAGUGGCUGGAGGUGCAGAUCUCGGAGGCCAAGGACCUGGAGUUCAACCGGAAGGACGUGCUGGAGAAGAUGGACAGGUGGCAGGCGGCGCUGGAGGAGGAGUCCUGGCUCGAGGAGUACAGCAGAAACGAGAACAGAUACAACGUUGGCAAAGGGACGCAUCUCGUGCUAAAGCGCGCCGAGAAAGCCCGCGCCCUGGUCAGCAAAAUGCCGGUGAUGGCGGAAGCUCUGAUGGCGAAGGUAGUCGCGUGGGAGAAGGAGAGAGGCGCCAAGUUCGAGUACGACGGUGAGGUGCUGCUGGACGUGCUGGAUGACUACGGAAACGCGAGGAAGGAGAAGGAGCAGGAGCGGAAGCGGCAGCGGGACCAGCGGCGGCUGCUGCAGCAGGUGCAGGGCGCCGCGGCGGCGGCGGACAGGGACGUGUCGUCGCCGGUGGCGCACCCGCCGCCCAAGAACAUCAAGAACGUCACGAGGACGCUGUCCAUGGGGGGCAACAACACCUCCGGCGGCGGCAGCGCCAGGAAGGCCGCGCCGGCGGCGGCCAGGCCCGGCACUCCCAGCUUCCUCAAGUCGCCCUUGUCGGCGCGCCGCGGCGGGAGCGACGAGGGGCAUAUGAUGGCGUCGGAGUCCUUCGAGUGACGAUCUUUUGCUUGUAGCCAGAGCUGGGAUGCCCAUGAAUGUCGUCGUCGAUCUGCAACUGCAAUGCCAAAUCUGUUUGAAGUCUUUUUUGUCAAAGUCGAAUGUGCAUCACUGCAUGCAGACCUCGUAUGCAGUGCUAAUGCUUUACUAGAAGAGAAAA